Hyaloperonospora brassicae is the source of this 2175-nucleotide messenger RNA. The record is from the annotation of a GenBank genome assembly. Lineage: Eukaryota; Oomycota; Peronosporomycetes; Peronosporales; Peronosporaceae.
AUGCUGUCCCCGAAGGAGCAGACGGAUAUCGCCUUCGAGUCGUUUGAAAAGGCGUCGCCCAAUGCGUCGGGACGCGACGAGGCCCACCGUCGACGACGCUGCUGGAGUCAACGACAUUGGGCCACGGCGCUGAUCGUUGCGGGCUCAUUGACUGCGGUCGGUGGCAUCCUCUACGGCACUGCCCUACCAGCGUACGUGAACGCGGCGGUCGAAGACCGAGUGGUCCGCUGCUCUGACGAGGAGGUGUCGGAAGAGUUCUAUCGGGACCCGUUCGGAGACUGCGACGAGUGCUCGCCCUACUACGUGUCCCUCUACAUGCUGAACGCCUCCAACGCCGAGGCGUACCUCACGACAAACGCAAAGCUGCGAGUGCACGAGAUGGGGCCGUACGUGUUCCGCCGUCGCGAGCUCAAACUGGACGUGUCGCUGUCGGCCGACGCCUCCAGUGUCACGUACAAGACGUACACGUACCACACGUUCGAAGCUGACAAGAGCUGCGCCAAUUGCUCCGACGCGGACGAGAUCGUGAGCUUCGACGCCGGGUACUUCAGCGUCAUCUCUGCGACCGGCGGCGAGUUCAAUUUGCUCGCGUCGGUGGCGGCGCAGUCGUUCGCUGCCGGGCAAAACGCGAGUGCAGUGGCUGCGGUUGUCGCGGAACACGGCGAGCAGAUGAUGCGCUGGGUAAACGGCCUCAACUCGCUGGACCCCGUGGCGACGAAGACGGUGACGAAAGACGACGCCGUGAUGCGGUUCCUGACCACUGGCCCCGCAGCGAUCGCCGACUUGGACCUCUCUGGGUUCGCCUACAACGGCCUCUUCGUGAAGCGUACGGCGUCGCAGUGGGCGCUGGGCUACCCGAGUCUGCUCGCGGGUCUCGUCCAGGGCACCAACUACGUCAAGACGUGCGAGCCGAACCUCAACGCCGCGUGCGCGUCCUGCAGCGGUGACGGCUGCUUGGCCAUGGCCAAUCUCUGCUCUCAAUGCGCCAAGGGCGCAGCUGUUGUCGCGCGUAGCAACGACACGUGCGCCGCGAUCGAGUCCAUUUAUGCUGCCGAGUACGGCGUCGAUGAAGCUGCCCGCUUCAGUGCAACCACAUGCGGCCUCUGUGCGAGCACGGGACUGUGUGCCGCCGCUCUCCCUGGCAUCGUCGAGAGCUCUGGUCUCGAUUACUCGGAGACGGCACCUGACGCGUCGACGCUCAAUGCCUAUACGAAGCGCACGGGCUGCGACGACCUCACCAAGAUCGGAACGUACGUCGCGUACAAUGGCUUUACCGUCGCGCCCGUGUGGGCAGAGCUGGGGGCACGCCGCAACCCGACGCUGGCCGAGCUCAACGCGUUCUCGAGCUACGCCACCUGCGACUCGCCUGUGGCCAACGUCACGUGCGUCAACGUGUCGGGCACGGACGGAUCGGCGCUCCGACCCGGCGGCGUGACCGUCAACGGAAUGGCCGACCAGACCACAGCCGACGCGUUCGAUUCGUACACCGGUGCUGCUGCGAUCUCCAUCCCGAUCGCAAGCACGAAGACGAUGGCGGAGUACAACGGCGUCUCGCUGCACCGGUUUGCCGCGCACAGCGACGUCUUCGACUACACGAACGACAGCGCUGGCACUGGCACUGGCGUCCCGGUCAACGGGUUGCAGCAGCUCAGCUUUGUCACGGGCUUUCUGUCGUACUUGUCCGGCCCGUACUUCCUCAACGGCGACACGUCACUGCUCGAAGCUGUGCACAUGACCAACAACGACGGCACAGUGAUGUCAGCCGCUACGAUGUACGACUCGGAGGGUGUCCUCGUCGAGAGCUUUCUCAACGCAUACGGCACCUUCGUGGACAUCGAGUCGGGCACAGGGCAAACCGUUCGCGCCCGAAAGCGCUCGCAGAUUUCGUACGCGCUGGCGUCGUCCACGACGAUCCCCAACGCCUCCAUGAGCGACGUGUUGUGGCCCAUGCUACGCACGGAGGUGGUGCUGCCGACGUAUUGGGUGCAGGAGGCUGGCGAGGCCAAGGACAGCGUCCUCAACACGUUGAAGAAGACGCUUUCCCUCGUCCGGACGAUCUUGCCAGGUCUCAUCGUGCUCCUUGUUGCCGGUGUCAUUGAGGUGGGCGGCGGCCUUUUCCUCUGGCGACACUACAGGCAAACUCGGGAGAAGCAGCGGCACGGGGGCGUCGUGUAG